This is a messenger RNA of Lasiosphaeria miniovina, 222 nucleotides long. RefSeq lists its product as uncharacterized. The transcript has a single exon. The annotation marks the transcript as partial. NCBI's taxonomy places the organism in Eukaryota, Fungi, Ascomycota, Sordariomycetes, Sordariales, Lasiosphaeriaceae. The record is from RefSeq and is a predicted model, not a curated record.
CGCCUCGUAGGCGAGUUUGCAGCCUCCCGUCGGCUUCGAAUGCCCAUUAGUUUCAACCCCGAGGACCGCAUUGUCGUCCAUCCCUACAUCGAAGACACCCUACUCGACUUGAUGCGGACUGGUGCCGACUUUCCGCCUGCGGAGCUAAAGAAGGUCCUGCAGUAUGUGGGCGAGGCAAUCCAGGAAUUCCAUACCAAAGGUUGGCUCCAUCUCGGUAUGCUC